Messenger RNA from Oryza sativa Japonica Group (Japanese rice), 1377 nucleotides. The record is from RefSeq and is a predicted model, not a curated record. Lineage: Eukaryota; Viridiplantae; Streptophyta; Magnoliopsida; Poales; Poaceae.
CCCCCUCUCCGCUCUCCUCCAGCUCCGCCUCCGACGCGCGCACGCCUCUCCCUCCCCUCCUCCUCCGCCUCGCCUCGCAGUGUGGAAGAAAGGAAGGAAGGCUAAAACCCUAGCGAGCGCGCGAGCGAGCGAGGGCUCUCUGCUUCCUUGCGAUGACGGCGCCGGCGGACAAGGGGAAGAAGGCCAAGACCGACGCCGACGGCGGCGCCGCCGAGGAGAACGAGCAGAUCGACGGCGCCCUCGUCCUCUCCAUCGAGAAGCUCCAGGAGAUCCAGGACGAGCUCGAGAAGGUCAAUGAGGAAGCUAGUGACAAGGUUUUGGAGGUCGAGCAGAAAUACAGUGAGAUUCGCAGACCUGUCUAUCUCCGAAGGAGUGACGUUAUCCAAACAAUCCCCGACUUCUGGCUGACAGCGUUUCUGAGUCAUCCUCUACUUAGUGAGCUUUUGACCGAAGAGGAUCAAAAGAUGUUCAAGUACCUGGAGUCUGUCGACGUGGAUGAUUCUAAAGAUGUCAAGUCAGGCUACUCCAUAACUCUUACCUUCUCCGAGAACCCGUACUUUGAAGACAAAGAGCUCACGAAGACAUAUGCCUUCGCUGAUGACGGAACAACCACAAUAAAUGCUACUAGCAUUAAGUGGAAAGAAGGAAUGGAAAUUGCAAAUGGGAAUGCCAAGAAGAAAGGGAGCAAGCGACCAUUGGUUGAGGAAAGUUUCUUCACCUGGUUUACUGAUACAGAGCACAAGAGUCUUGCUGAUGGUGUGCAAGAUGAGGUGGCUGAGAUCAUCAAGGAAGACCUGUGGCCCAAUCCAUUGAAGUAUUUCAAUAAUGAGGCUGAAGAGUUAGGAGAGGAUGACGACGAAGAGGGGUCUGAUGCUGAUGAGGGUGAAGAGGAUGAGGAGGAGGAGAACUGAGUCUAGGAUGUCAGAUUGCGAUGGUGCCGAUCGUCUGCAUUUUGUGGAUGCUGUCACUCUGAAGGGCGAAGUUGCGUGACCCUCGGUUGCUUCUUUCUUUUUUCUUUUUGAUGACUUAGCUGGAACCCUUAGGAACUGUUUAAUGCCUUAUGGAGUCCGUCGUAUUUUCGACUCAAAGGAGACACCUCUAUAUCAUAAUCUGCGUAUAACCAUGGAAGACAUUUUAACCUGCUGAUGUGUGGUUCAUUGCGCUGCCUCUGGUGCUGUAGGGUGUUCGUUCCUUUGUGCUCUCUGUCUUUUUUUUUUUUUUUUGUGUGUGUGUGGUCGCGCUGGCAUUGUUGCCAGUCUGAUGGGCUGUUAUUUCUCCCCCUAGAAAGAGUGAAAAACCUGGCUUGUGAUCAUUGUUUACGAAACCGUGCGGGUAUCUCAUGGUUAUCUCGGUUAUUACAUACUGUAAUUUUCUCAA